AUGGAGGGCUGGCUCACCAAGCGCCGCGACCACAUGAACCUCAUCUGGCGGGACCGGUACUUCCUCUUGGACGGCAACCAGCUGCGCUAUUUCCGUAAACGGGGCGACUCGGCCCCUCGCGGGACGUACAUCUUGACGGACAACUGCGUCGUGAGUCCCGUGUACAACUCGGAGGAGAAGCACAAGCACCACGAGCCCGUGUGGAUGUUCCGCAUCACGUUCUGUGCGGUCGGAGACGCCACUCUGACCAGCAGUAGCGGCAUGGAAAAGUCGUACAAGAAGGACCGGUUCCUCGAUCUCGGAGCCAAGAGCGAAGAGCACGCAAAAGAGUGGAAACGCGCAAUCGAGAACGCCGUGCGGUCGCUCCAGGAGCUCGUGGCGCACCAGCGCAAGCUCAAGACAGACGCGGAGAUCUUUCCCACGCCCACGCACGUCCCGAGGAUGCUCAAGGCGGACGAAGACACUGUGUCGCUGUUCAACUUGGAUGCGGAUAACGUCAAAGCGGAGCAGGCGUGGUGGCUCGCACGGGUGGAAGGGGGACUGCGGAUCAUGCAGGAGUGUCCGCUGGGACCGAACGUUGCAGCGAACCUGUACGCGCAGCACGCAGCGACCACGAACGGGCUGAUUGCGAGUGCUCUGCUCGGCGCUGCACUGAGUUUCAGCAGCAUGUACUCGUUCGCUAACAAUAUGCUGCUGAGUUUCCUGACUGCGCUCGGAGCGAUUGCAGUCUGCUGUGUCGCAGUGACGCCAACGCAAGCGCCCGAGAUCCCGAGCUUUCGUGUCUCGCAAGUGGUGCAUGGCUCGCCCACUGAAGUCUUUCGACUCAUCAUGAACUCGAAGCGAUUCCAGCGAUGGGACGCGGCAACUGCGACGAUGCGUGUCGUGCAGCAGCUGGAUAACAACGCGGACAUUGUCUACGUGACGCAACGUCCGACACGGUUGUGGCCGUUGUGGCAGAAGGCUCGUGAUCUUGUGUUUAUGCGCUACUGGCGACGCGAAGAAGACGGCUCGUACUUUGUCAUGUACCAGAGCAUUGAUCACCCUGAGUGCCGCGUGCGUCACAAUUACGUGCGAGCAGAUAUAUUGGGUGGCGGCUUUGUGAUUGCGCCGCAACGCGUUCCGAGUGGAUCGAUUCGCACGCUGGUGUCGUACGUGCUCCGAUACGACCCUGGCGGCUGGUCACGCAUUUACCACCAGCUUGGCAUGGAUGUGGACUUGGUCAUGCCCAUGUUGCGCAGCGUUAUCGGCAUUCGUGAUGAAAUGAGCGCCACUGACUUUAUCACUCCCAACGUCUCGAUGGCGCCUGACGCCGAGGACGAGGAAUCGAGCGCGGAUCGCGACGACUCUCCCGUCACACAACGGACAAGCGUAGACUCUAUGGGUGUUGUCAUGGGUGUGCAAAAGCUGCAGACGAGUCUACCGGAGUCGAUGUGGGCCGAGCCCGACGCUUCGCUUUUCAGUGUGCGUGGACACAACUACUUGAAUGACAAGAAGAAGAUUCCAUCGGCGCCAGCAAUGUUCCACGUCGUGGGUGUGGACUUGCUGUCGUUCGAGAGUGCAGCUGAGAGAUAUGAUAUCUCGUCUCGUGUGGACAGCAUUGGCCGCACCAGCUCCAAGUUUACGUUUGUCGUGAACAUGAUCAUUCCAGGCCCAGAGAACACGUGCAUGGUGUUCUACUUCCACCCGGCGCGCGACAACGUGUUCGAGGACGGCUCACCGUUUUCCGAGCUAUUGAACGACUUCUUCGAUGGCGACGACCAGUUCCGGAACUCGCGCUUCAAGCUCAUUCCCACUGUCGUGGAGGGCAGCUUCAUCAUCAAGCAAUCGGUUGGGUCUAAGCCGACGCUGCUGGGCAACAAGCUCAAGUGUCUGUAUUACCGCGGCGAAAAUUACUUCGAGGUGGACAUCGAUAUUUCGUCCAAUUCGGUUGCCAACACCGUCGUCGGAAUGGUACAAGGUGUGACCAAGUCGUUGGUGGUGGACAUGGCUUUCCUGCUUGAGGCGCAAUCCGACGAAGAGCUACCUGAGAUCAUUCUUGGCGCUGUUCGCUUGCAGCACGUUAGCCUCGACAAUGCGCGCCGCAAGCCAAAGCUUUUGCCAUCGGGCAUAGAGUCGUAA
Hyaloperonospora brassicae is the source of this 2118-nucleotide messenger RNA. The record is from the annotation of a GenBank genome assembly. Lineage: Eukaryota; Oomycota; Peronosporomycetes; Peronosporales; Peronosporaceae.